Messenger RNA from Salvia hispanica, 6454 nucleotides. The record is from RefSeq and is a predicted model, not a curated record. NCBI's taxonomy places the organism in Eukaryota, Viridiplantae, Streptophyta, Magnoliopsida, Lamiales, Lamiaceae.
AACACCUCUGCUCUACUCUGCUCAUUCUUAGCUUCACUCUCCAUCGUCGCUCCCUGCGUUCUCUCACUGGCCGUCGGCUUCUGCAUCUUACCGUCGUUUCAUCGGUGCUACUGUACAUCCGUUUGAGGCUUUCAGAGCUUUUUGGUGCAUAUUUGGUGCAUAUCUGGUGCUUGAGCUGCCAUGGGUUUUGAUAUCGAGUGCAUAAUUGAUAUUCAUUCCUAUCCAGGGGAAUACUUUUGCCCUGUUUGUAGAACGCUUGUUUAUCCUAAUGAAGCGUUUCAAGCACAAUGUACCCACCUAUACUGCAAAGCAUGUUUAGUGCACAUUGCAAAUGGUAGCAAGGCCUGCCCUUAUGAUGGAUACCUGGUGACAGAACCUGAUUCCAAGCCUCUAGCAGAGUCUGACAAAGCUCUAGCCGAAAAGGUUGGGAAAGUUAGGGUACACUGCCUCUACUUCCGAAGUGGAUGCUCAUGGGAGGGUACUCUAUCUGAUUGCCCAUCCCAUUGUGCUGGGUGCUCCUUUGGAAAUUCUCCCGUUAUAUGCAACAGAUGUGGCAUCCAGAUUAUCCAUCGUCAAGUGCAAGAUCAUGCACAGAUUUGCCCUGGCGGUUAUGAUGGGCAACAGGCUGUAGCUUCAUCAGGCGUAACCAGAUCUGUCACAACACCGAUGGCAGUUACUGCUGUAGCGAACCAGACUAUUGCUCAAUCAGGAGUACCUCAGACCCAGAAUCCUCAAAAUGUUUCUGCGACACAGUUACCCGGGCAAAAUGCUAAUCUGCAGGCAAAUGUCCCUCCUGCUGCUCCUGCUGCUAUGCCAGCACCAGAUCAGUGGUAUCAACAACAGUAUCAACAAUAUUAUCAGCAAUACUCGGGAUAUGAUCCUUACCAGCAGCAACAUUAUUACCCUCCUCAGCAACAACAAUUUCAACAGUACCAGCAACAUGUGGUGCAAGUGCAGGGUCAACACCAGUCUCAUGUCUACUCCCAGGCUGUAGUGCCACCCCAGCCGCAAGGCCAAGCCCCAUCCCAGGCCCAAGUGCAGCCACAACCACACCUGCUGCAGCUUCAGCCACCUCAACAGAUCAACCCCGUCGGUCAAGCUUCUCAACAGCCUCAUCUGCAACUGCAGGCUCAACCACCACCUCAGCCUCAACUCCAAAUGAUGCCGCAGGCUCAGGCACAACUUCCAUCUCAAGGGCAGGCCCAGGCUAAUGCACCCGGUCAAUCUUUAGCUCCAAACUAUCAGAUUCACCCACAGCAACAACCUCAUCGACCUCAAACUCAGAUUGCUCAGCAGGCGCUACCACCACCUCCUCCACAGCCACCUCAGUUUCCCCAGGCAGUAGGAACGCGGCCUCCUGCACAGCAUGCACAGGUGCCUCAACACCAGCAAGGUCAAGGGCAGAUUCAUCAUCCUCAAGGUUCCCAUGUACAACCCCAAAUGCAUCCUCAAACUCAAGGCUAUGUGCAACCAUCAAGCCAGUCAAAUGUUCAGAGUCAACCCCAAGCACAACAUUAUCAGUCACAUCCUCAACAUCCUGCUUUCCAUUCUCAAACAAACCAGCCUGCAGUGCCGGCCGCCCCUCCUCUGGCUCUGCAUCCACCACCUCGUCCUGUAAGUGGGCACCAUUCAUACCAACCACCACAGACAGCUCAGAAAAUGCAUACAGGAGCUCCACAGCAGCAUGCUGUGCUUCCAUAUCCGACUAGUGGGUCUAUGCAUUCAGUUCAAGGAUAUGCUCAAACCCUGCCGCAACCUACACCUUUACAGCCACCCCAAUCUCACAGUUCAUUUUCCCAGCAGCAGCCAUCUGCACCGGUGCCGCUGCAAAAUCAGGUAGCUGGCAUUCCUCAUGCACCGCACCAGCAGUUUCUACCUCAUGGACAACAACCUACCCCUCCAAUUCAGCAUCGUCCUGUCAUGCAGCCACAACAAGGACCCCCUCAUAAUUAUGCUCAACAGCAGCAGUUUGCUGCCUCAUUUCAAGGUCAGUUGCACCAGCAGGGACAUCUCCCUCAACAGCCACAUAUUCAAUCUCAGAUGCAGAUGCGUCCACCUGGUCCCCCUCAACCACAACAAUCCCAAAACUAUCCUGGGACUGCUUUGAUGCCAAAUCAGGGGAUACCUCCUCCAAGCCAACAUAUGACAUCUGGUGGUUUUGGUGCUUCCACUCAUUCUGGACCUGCCCAUGGAGGUUCAACUCAGUCAUCUAUCAGUCAAAAUCAGAAUCAUGCAAAGCCUGCCGAACUUCAGCAGAAUGCAACUGUUAAAGAAAUUAGAUCUCCUGAAAAGGAACCGGCUGAAAAAGGAUUUGAAGGUGACUCCCUGAAAGAGGAAAUGGGGACCGGAUUUAAUGGAACACUGGUCCAGGAUGCUGAUGAUUCAGCAAAGGAUGGUUCAGUGAAGUCUGUUACCAAGCAGGAGAAGGGUGAUCUCAUGGGUUUGAGGGAACAAGCAAAUGAAGGGGUGGAAAAUGAAAACCGCAAAGAAGACGUCCGGACAUUGUUAGAUCCUGUUCCACUGAAGCAAGCAGACCCUGAAACUGUCAUGAAGCUGUCAAAAACAGCUGGAAUAUCAUCUGGAAAUUUUGGUAAUGAAACUGUCUCAGAUAUCUCUAUCUCCAGUGCAGAAGGGAAUGUUUUACCCCCACGUUCUCAUGGUUUCCACCAAGAAAGGUCUCAAGCACAAGGGCAGGGGCAGCCUUCAUCAACAGUUGGGGUGCAAGGUCCAGGAGCUUUGCAUCAUGCCGGGCAAUCAGUUAACUUAAGUGAAGGGAAGGUGCUGGGAAAUCUGGGUGGUCUACCUAAGAGCUUUGAAUCGCUAUCUGAGACACGUGGGACUAUGGGAAAACCUCCCUUUGAAAGUCAAUAUGGUUCCCAACAUGUUAGGCCAAUGUCGAGCGAUCAUAUGCCAGGUUCUGGUGAAUGGCGCUCCCUCACCAAAUCUCAUACCGACGAGCCGAAUAUUAGAAUGAAUGGGGGUGCAGCUCCUGACCCUUCUAUGUUUGGUUCUAGAGAUGAAAAUUCAAAUCAAAUGUCCAAGGAGCCAACCCGCACAUUUGACCAAGCACCAACGUUGCUUGAUAAACCACUCCAUGGGCAUAGUUAUGAUGCUGUAUCUAAGUUGGAUCCCAGCGCUACAGGCCCAUAUUCAAGAUUUGUGCCACAUGAUCAAUCUGGUGGACCUGUGCAUGGGGAUAUGUUUGGUCCCGGGCCUGAAUUUGGCCAUCGUAUAAAGCCAUUUCCUUAUCAUAGUCCUGGCAGGGAUUAUCCUGGCUCGCCAUCCCGUCGAUUUGGAGGCCCCUCAAGCUUCCCUCGUGGCAAUUCAGCUUUCGAGGACCAUAAUUCCAGGGAAGCACAUAGAUUCGGAGAAGGAUCCAGGUCUUUCAAUCUCUCUUCUGAUUUGGUUAGAAAUCAAUUUCGUGACGACAGGUUUCCUCCUUUGCCUGGUCACCUACGAAGAGGUGACAUUGAUGAUCAUGGGAAUCAUAGGUAUGGUGAGCAUAUGGCUCCUGACUUGCACCCCAACCAAAUUGGUGCAGAUGAUGUUUUUGGCCCUGAAGGACCUGGCCAUUUGAUGAAGGGAAAAUUUCCAGGCCCAGGAUAUUUGUCUGGUCAUUUCAAUAUGGGUGAGACUGCUGGGCCCGGUCCUUUGCCUGGUCAUGGCCGUGCAGGAGAACUUACAGGGAAUUUUCCUCGUCCUCCGUUCUCUCAGUCUGCAAGAGGUGAUUUGCCUAGUUUCCAACAUCUCGGGGAGCCACCCAUGAGGAACAACUAUCCGUUCCAUGGAAUGCCAAAUGCUGUACAUUUCUCUGGUGGAUUGGAUUCGUUUGAUCAGUCCAGGAAGAGGAAACCUAUUAGCAAUGGAUGGUGCAGGAUUUGUGAGUUUGAUUGUGAAACAGUGGAAGGAUUGGAGAUGCAUUCUCAGACAAGGGAGCACCAGAAUAUGACUAUGGAUAUGGUUAAACGCAUCAAAUUGCAAAACAAAAAGCCAAGAGCUCCUGGUGGCCAUAAGAUACAUGAAGGAGGAAACAGAACUAGAAAAGUGGGCACUGUUGGCCAUGGAAGCAAGCAUUGAUCCUGGUUGAAGUUUUUUUGUUGGAAAUCUUAUCCUGGGUGCUGCUUUCAGUCUGGAGUGUUUCAGGAUUGAAGGUUUUUGGCAAUUAGAUCAUUUCAAUUCAACCUGUCUUUUCUUCGGGGAAGCAGAAGAGUAAAAAGGCUGAAAGUUAAGCAGGAUGGUUGCCCGCUUUUGAAUUGGGGGUAAGGACAUGGUUGGUGCAGAGUUUACUUGAUAGGUGAUUUUUUACCUAAAUUUUCUUAAUAUACGUUAAUCUUCUGUGAGCUCAUAUAAGAAAUAUUAUCAGGUUGGAUUUACCACAGUGGUUCUUAAAAUAAUCUUUUUUAGAGUGUUCUUUAUGAUGUAUUUCGAAGUUGAGUUGGGUCAUAGUAUCUUUGGUUGCCUGCUUCCUAUAUGAUCUGGAAGCUUUUGAGAAGACAAGCUUCCAAAUUUGCAUAAACAUAGAAUACAUUGUUUUUAUAGAAAUGAUAGUGUAUCAUAAUUUUAUUUGAGUUUAGUAAAUAGAGGUCUAAUGGAUCAGUUUUAAUGAUCUCUUAGAUAAGGACUUUAUUAUGUUAAACACUUCUUGGGUAAAAAACUGAAAUAGGUUGGUGAAGUAUAAUUUAGUUGCUGAGUUAAAGUUUGUCUGCAUGGAGAACUUUAUCUUAUAACAACAUAAUAAUGGAAAUAAAAUUAGUUUGCUAGCAAGUCUUCUGUGUUUUUUGUAGAUGCAACGAGAUCCAAAUAUUUUUAGGAUGUCAAACUGGACAUUUGAACAAUUCUGGUAACUUCCUAUAACAGUUGAAUGCAAAUUUUCUAUAUUAGGCUUCAGUUAGUUUCACAUAAAAUCCUUUCUCGUGUAUUUGUGGAUUUAACUAAUUACCCCUCCUACUUUAGUAGAGUAUCAUCUUAGGCAUGGGUUUUUUUUCCUUUGUGCUCAUAAAUUCAUAAUCUCUCCCUUGUUGGGUGCUUCCUGAUUCAAGUGAGAUCAGAUUCUUGACUAUUCAGAUCACUAAAACAAUAAAUAUGGAGAUGGGGUGAUAAAUAGACAGUCUUUGGCCUGAUUGUGACUGUUAACAUCCGAGUAAAUCGUAUCCAGAAAAAUGAAUUAAUCUGAUAAGCUAUGACUUCAAAAUGUCAUUGUAAAAGAUUUAGAAAAAAGAUGAUAAUGACUGAGACAGAAGCGUCUAGAUAGGCUCAAGAUGUUUAAAUACUAUUUGUUGUUUGUGUUUACCUCAGUUCAAUGAAUAACAUGCAAAUAAUUAAUGGGACAUAAUAGAUUUUGCUACUGCUAGUAUAGCAUUCUUUCUGGAAACUGGUAUAGCAUAGUUUUCUUGUAGUUGUAAUUUUGCCAUAUUGACCUUUCUUAAUUUUCCACAUUUUGCGUUUUAUCUACUUUUGCUUUAUCUUUUAACCUACUUCCAUUUCUUUUCAUCAAUGAUAUGAAAAUGAUUCAAGCUUCUUAUCUAAUAUGGUUGUAUAACUGGAUUUCAGAGAAUUAUUCUGGGAACUAAAUAUGAGCAGCUUUGUACAUUUCCUUAAAACUGGUGUUUUCUUGUCCCGCUGACAGUCUAUUUUGAUCCAUAGUCUUCUUGGCCCUGUUUGAAAUCUUUAGAUCUACAUAGCAACUGAGUUGUUUGGACAUAUCUAGUUUUUUGAUUUCAUCGAGUGAUUCUCAUGCCAGAAUCAUAAGACUUAUUCAUGACACAUAGAAUGCUGCCUUGAAUGUGGGUAAUUCAGCAAUCCAAUAUGGUUAUGAUUAUAUUAGGCUCUCCGGCAACUAAUUCCUUUAGACGCUACAACCUCAGAUUUGGUUAUGAUUAGGACUCAGAAAACACGAAUACUGAAGAUUACCUUGGACUUGGUUAUGACAUAGAAUUACCAUUUGCGUAGCAAACACGAAUACUGAAGAUGACCUUGGACUUGGUUAUGAUGUAGAAUUACCAUCUGCAUAGCAAACACGAAUACUGAAGAUUACCUUGGACUUGGUUAUGCCGUAGAAUUACCAUUUGCAUAGCGAACACGAAUGCAGAACAUAGAAUUACCUUGGACUUGAUUUAUGACUGGAUACUCGACCAAUUAAAACAUUAAUAUCCAACACAAACCAUGCUCUGUGAUUAUAUUUCAUGCUAAUGCACUGCCUAGCUUGGCAGUGUAGCUUGUUUGCCUUUGACUUCUAGGAUUAACUAUGCAAGAGUCAUCAUUCUUCCUUUGUUUGUCGUUCACUUCGUCUCCCAGUCGGCAAGCAUGGCUUCAAGCUGUAGUUUAUUUGAGGGAGAUAGGCUGGUGCUGUUUUUUUUUCAAUUAUUUUUUUCUUAGUGUUAUGUGGUUCCUGGGACUGUAUAAAGAGCCUGUCUAAAUUGUUGAUGAUUAUAUAAUAAAUUCAUUUAGUUUGGAA